UUGCCUCUUUUCUUCCUCAAUUUUCUCUCUUCUCUUUUUCUCUCUCUCUCUUUCCUCAUUCCACCGAUCCAGAUCUCAAAUCUUCGAGAGAGUGAAAAAGAAGAAGAAAAUUGAAUAAUAAUGGCGGCCGUAUCGCCAUUAGCUAAGUAUAAGCUUGUGUUUUUGGGCGAUCAAUCUGUUGGAAAAACCAGCAUCAUUACUCGCUUCAUGUACGAUAAAUUCGAUACCACCUACCAGGCUACCAUUGGUAUUGAUUUUUUGUCCAAGACAAUGUACCUUGAAGAUCGAACAGUUCGCUUGCAGCUCUGGGAUACUGCUGGUCAAGAAAGAUUUAGGAGUCUUAUUCCCAGCUACAUUAGAGAUUCUUCUGUCGCUGUAAUUGUGUUUGAUGUUGCCAACCGUCAAUCAUUUCUAAACACUUCAAAGUGGAUUGAGGAAGUACGUACUGAACGGGGAACUGAUGUCAUAAUCGUUCUUGUUGGGAACAAAACUGAUCUUGUCGAGAAAAGGCAAGUAUCCAUCGAAGAAGGCGAAACCAAGGCUCGUGAAUUUAACGUAAUGUUUAUAGAAACUAGUGCUAAAGCUGGAUUCAAUAUCAAGCCUCUGUUCCGAAAGAUUGCUGCUGCUUUACCAGGAAUGGAAGCCCUUUCGUCCACGAAGCAAGAAGACAUGGUGGAUGUGAAUUUGAAGCCUACCACAAGUUCAUCUAAUGCAGAGCAGCAAGGUGGAGGUUGCGCGUGCUAGAUUUUGUAUGUAACAAGAGAGAUAAGAAGUUGGACAUACACAAAGAUGCAGUUGCAUCAAAUUAUAUCAUAAUAUAUAUAGAUGUUCAAUUAGCUCAUUUUGUUAGAUCAUUAUGAGGUUUGGAACAAUUUUGGGUUUUUGUUCAUGUUGUACAACAAGUUCUUUCAAUUCUGAUGGUGAGAUAGCUGACAAUUAUGUUGUUACUAUUAAAACUUGUGAUUAUAUAUUAUGUGAUGUGAUUCCUAGUUCAGGAAUCUUUUUUUUU
Solanum verrucosum is the source of this 1009-nucleotide messenger RNA. Its product is annotated as ras-related protein RABH1e-like. Gene Ontology annotation, molecular function: GTP binding; GTPase activity. Lineage: Eukaryota; Viridiplantae; Streptophyta; Magnoliopsida; Solanales; Solanaceae. The coding region runs from base 121 to 744 and encodes 207 amino acids. The record is from RefSeq and is a predicted model, not a curated record. The transcript has 6 exons.